UUCUUUCACUUGUGUUGCGUCUGAGAGCUCCCACUUAAAGAUGGUUUGACUGAGGAAAGUAACCACGAUGAAGAAGCGGGUCUACUGCAUUACUGAAGGAAAUCAAGAAGUAGGGAAGUGAUGCUUAUUUCGUUUUGGAACGCAGCAGGACGACACUUGGACGAUCUUCACUGAUAGCAUGCCAGUAAGUAGAGGUGACGCCUCUUCAGCUGCAGGAACAUGUUGGCUAUGGACCAAGGAGUGGUGGAGGAAUGGCUGUCAGAAUAUAAGACCUUGCCUGACAGCGCCGUGUCAGCCUAUGCUGCAUCACUUAAAGACAAAGGUGCCCUUGUCCCGGCACUCUACAAAGUCAUCCGGGAGAAUUACAGUGAACUGCUGGAGCCAGUGUGUCACCAGUUAUUUGAGUUUUAUCGGAGCGGUGAGCCGCAGCUGCAGCGUUUCACGCUUCAGUUCCUUCCAGAGCUCCUGUGGAGCCUUCUGUCCGUCAGCGCGGCCAGAGACCCCCACACCUCGGGCUGCAUCGAGGCCCUGCUGCUGGGCAUUUACAACUUGGAAAUAGUUGAUAAAGAUGGGCAGAGUAAAGUAUUAUCCUUCACUGUUCCCUCGCUCUCCAAACCCUCGGUGUAUCACGAGCCGUCCGCCAUCGGGUCCAUGGCGCUGACGGAAGGGGCACUCGCCAAUCAUGGCUUGAGCAGGGUGGUGUACAGUGGGCCGCUCCUCCAGAGAGAAAAUUUUACUGCACAAAACAGAUUUGAGGUGCUGACCUUCUUGUUGCUGUGCUACAAUGCUGCUCUGAGCUACAUGAGCUCCACUUCCCUCCAGUCCCUCUGUCAGAUCAGCUCCAGAGUGUGUAUAUGCGGUUACCCGCGGCAACAGAUACGGCGCUAUAAAGGUAUUAGCACACGGAUGACGGUUACAUCAGAGUUCUUGGUUCAGCUCCUCACAGGGAUACACUACGCAUUGUGUAACGGAGAAGCGGAACUCGGAUCCAAAGCUUUGGAUGACGUCCUGUAUCGGGCCCAGCUCGAGUUGUUCCCGGAAGCGCUCUUGGUGGGCAACGCCAUCAAGUCGACGCAGCAGGGCGCGGCUCUGAAAAGCAACACCAAGGAGGGUGCACGUAGCAUCCAGGUGGAGAUCACACCCACUGCUUCCAGGAUCUCUCGGAAUGCUGUCACGUCGCUCUCUAUCAGGGGCCACCGCUGGAAACGACACGACGCAGUGGAUCUGGGUUCCCCGGAUGAGCUGAUGGAUAUUUCGGAGGCGGACGAAGGCGGGAUGGCGCCUGACACAAACCCACCCACCAUCAUCAUCAGCAACAGCGUGACCGCGUUAAAUCUAGGGGCAAAGGCCAUAAAGAAGUACCGUCUGGGCGGGCGCAGCAGCAAGGACAAAGAAUCCAGCCCGCUCCCCAUCGGUCGAGCGGCUAGCGAGAGCGUGGAGACGUCCGUCAAACGUCUCACGCUCACUUCGAGCCAGUCUGUGCCCAAAGCAGGAGCUCUCACCAGCUUGACACGCACGGCCAGCGCCGUGUUCUCUCGCUCUUUUGAGCAGGUAGCCGCCGGUACCACCCCGGCCCCUGGCAACCACACUGCCCCAGAAUCUGGCACUUAUUCAUGCAGCCUGCAGGAGGAAGGGACGGCCUAUUUAAACCACACGCAACGUUCGCCAAGCAUCAGCGCGCACCUUGGCUCGGACCUUUGAAAUGGUUUUAUGAUGAACCUUUGGAUUUGAUCCUGUGAUUCUGCACCAGUAACCUGGAGCUGUAAGCCAUGCCAACCACUAGGGACCACGAACAUUUUUUUUUCUUUUCCUUCGCUCCCAUGCUCCACUGCGGUGUUGUUCUUUCUGUGCCGGGGAGUUGAAGUCACUUUGCCGAUUUCUUUGACUCAUUCAUUGUAAACCACUGCCACUGCCAUGUCAGGAAGAAAUUUACAAGCCUCUGACAAUAUAUACAUUUAAAGCUCAUCACUAACCACUGUGUGUCAAAGUAUUUGGAAAUGAGUUGGCAUGUGUUGCCUUUGCAUGCCUUUUCCAUACAUUCACCUUUACCUUGACACCCCCCCCCCCCCCCCCCCCCAUGGAAGGAGAUGUGUGUGGGUGAGUGUUUUUCUUUUGUGUGUGUGUAUAAAAGCUGUUGAUUGAAUGAAAGUUUAAACCUCCGGAUUCAAAAAGAACAAUUUUCUUUGCUCCUUCUUCAUAGCAAUACAAACCGUACCUUCAGUGUUUAGACGAAUAUAUUUAAACCUAAACGACUUUGGUCUAAUAACAGAUAUUUUUAUGAAAGAAAAAAAAAUCCACAUUCUUCCCUAACAAGUAUGGAAAUCGCAAGUGUUCCAUUCUUAAUAUUUACAGUCAGUAUUGUUCUGAUGAGCAAGAUGAAACUCAACAUAAUUAGUCCAAUGAUGUUUUUGACUCUGGUGAGAGGGCUAUGAAGUAUCAGGGUUUGCACUUGAGAGGCAAAUUACAUAUUUAUAAAGGAGUAACUCUCACAGGUACCAAUCCCAAAAGAAGGUGUGUUACAUAUGUCUGUAAGAAAACCUGUGGAUUAUUUUAAUACCUCAUUUAGCCACCAUGCCAGGUAUUUGUAGUAUUUCUGACGUCUCUUUCCUUUUCUUCCAAGUCAACCCACCUCCAUCAAAUCAUCAUGCUAACACAAAGGUCACCUCCAUCCCCAGUGUAAACUGUCGUCUGUGUGCUAUUAACGGUUUGGUGUACAUAAUUUGAAAGGACAAUCGAUGUGUUUCAGUAUGUCAGUUUACAAAUUGUGACUGCUUCUGCUUUUGCUGUACAUCAUAUUGUUGUUCUUAAGAUGUUUUUACUGGCCUUUUUAUAUGUCCGAGGAUGUGCAGCUCAUUGCUUCUGGAAAUAAAGUGUUUCUUUUGA
Molecule: messenger RNA, 2883 nt
Organism: Syngnathus typhle (broad-nosed pipefish)
Lineage: Eukaryota; Metazoa; Chordata; Actinopteri; Syngnathiformes; Syngnathidae
Product: hyccin-like
Exons: 11
Coding region: 220-1701 (493 amino acids)
Biological process (GO): phosphatidylinositol phosphate biosynthetic process; protein localization to plasma membrane
Cellular component (GO): plasma membrane
Source: RefSeq, a predicted model, not a curated record